This is a messenger RNA of Blepharisma stoltei, 1862 nucleotides long. Lineage: Eukaryota; Ciliophora; Heterotrichea; Heterotrichida; Blepharismidae. The record is from the annotation of a GenBank genome assembly.
AUGAUGAUACUUACUUUUCUUAUUAGCUGCACCUUUCUGAGAAGCUAUGCCUUGCUACAGCCAGAGCAAAUUCACUUGUCUUGAACAGAAAGAGAAAAUGAAAUGAGAGUAACAUGAGUCACAAAUAUCAAUACAACCACGUAUGUAGCAUACCGUCCUGUGAUGUGCCCGUCAGCAGUAUACUCUGACAAAUGAACAAAUGUAAGUGCUAAUACAAUAAAAUUCAACAAAGGCGAAAUAAUAGUGUUGUUCCAAUUCAUACAUACGGCUAUUAUGACUGGAUUGAAGCAUGACUGCUUUUAUGAGUAUUAUAUCGUAACAGCAUGGGGUAAAAGCGAGCCAUACAUGUUUAGCGGAAGGACCCCAGACUAUGAGCCUCCAUAUGACGACGCAAAAAAUGAAAUAGAUAUUUUGGUCUUUGGUGACUGGGGCACAGGGUCGAAUAGUUUAUAUGUAAAAAACAUGCUGGAUCAGCAUAUAAAAAUAAGGAACUUUUUAGGGGUGAUUCACUUGGGCGACAUUGCUUAUAAUUUAGACCAAGAGGAUGGCCAAACAGGAGAUGACUUUUUGAAUCAAAUGCAACCAGUUGCUGCAAGGUUUGCCUAUAUGGUUAUUCCUGGAAAUCAUGAAAGAACAUCUAACUUUACGCAUUAUAAAGAAAGGUUUAGGAUGCCAGUAAACGAAGCAAACGGAGGAAACAGCUGUUUUUAUUCUUUUAAUUUAGGCCCUGCUCAUUUUCUCAUGAUGGAUACUGAAGUUUAUUUGCAUGACUAUCUAAGAGAUUCACAGCUUACUGAGACAAAUUGGAUUGCUCAAGACUUAGAAAAAGCAAACAAAGAGCGAGACAUUAGGCCUUGGAUUAUUGUUACUUCUCAUCAUGCGUUUUAUUGCUCAGUUAACCACGCCUUGAGUCCAGAAUGCGGUGUGCAAAGCUAUCUUUAUAACGCUCUUUUUGAAGAAAUGUGAAAUUAUUAUGGGGUAGACUUGUUUCUUGAAGGGCACGUCCACAAUUAUGAAAGAGAUACUCCAAUUUAUAAGAAUGAGACUGUAAAAAGCGAAUAUGAUGACCUUCAUAUGCAUAAAAACCCAAAUGCUCCAAUCUAUAUUGUCAGUGGAAAUGCUGGAAAUAAAAGAGGUCAUAAUGACCCAAUUCCAGAGGUACUGAUGCCUUGAACUGUUUUUAUGCAUGAAGAUUAUGGCUAUGGAUUGCUAAAAGUUUUCAAUAAAACUCAUCUUUAUUGGGAACAAUAUUCUGCAAUGACUGGAGAUACAAUUGAUUAUGUAUGGAUUGUAAAAGACCGGCUAAGAUACGAUAAGCCUAAUUACUAACUCUCCCCAUCUUUAAUCGAAUGAUUGACUGUAAAUAUUCCUAAAAAUUGAGAAAAUUAACCCCCAUCCUUGAUCAAACGAUUUUCAUAUCAUGCAAAAUUUAUAUAUAUAUAAAAAUAUAUUAGUAAACAAAAGCUUGAGAAGAUAUGCCUAAUGAAGUUGUUGUCAGAGGCUUUGAGACGACAGGAAGCUAUGGAAUCAAUCAUCCGAAGUGCUUUAGUCAUCUAGCUUAAAAACUCAAUAAUCUCAAAAAUAGAGAUUCUUUAAAAUUUAAAAUUUUUAAUUCAAUAAGGAGCAAAUUAAAAUUUAUGCAGUUUAAAGGGGUAACCAAAAAUAAAAAUAUUAAAAAUUGGUAUUCUUAUGAAAUUAAUUCAAUUUUGUUGCUGCAAAAAUAAUUAUUAAAUACUCUUAAUCCUCUUAUUUAAAAAUAUAUAAACAACAUCUAUUUUUUUAUUUUAUAUAUAAAUUUUUUUUUUUAACUCCCAUCCUUGGUCGAACGGCUCGCCAUCGUUCGAUCAAGGAUGGGGGAGUAA